Messenger RNA from Lymnaea stagnalis (great pond snail), 10208 nucleotides. The record is from the annotation of a GenBank genome assembly. NCBI's taxonomy places the organism in Eukaryota, Metazoa, Mollusca, Gastropoda, Lymnaeidae.
GCAACAUUAGUUGCCUGAACUAUAUUUGAAUAUUUGUUUAGAUUUAAAGUCUGAAGUCUGAAGUUAGAAUGAUGGAACUUCAGUAAGAAUCAAGAAUGAUGGAACUUCACUUACUUAACUAUAUAACUAUAACAUAACGUCUUAGGCUGGACCUGAUUUUAGUGAACUUUGAGGAGAGUCGUCUAUUCGACUGAAGACAUCGUUCUUAACUUUCACUUCAGUCUGUUUAUGAAGAUUUGAUAAUUAAUCUAAGGUGACCAUUCCUCUCAUUCGUGCUGUUUUUACCAGGUUAGGCCAGUAGCCUACACCACAGAGUUACUUACACUCACAGUCUAGUCUACAGUGUAAGUUUAAAUUUAAGUUCAACAAUUUUAUUAAAUUAAAAAUAUAUUAAUUGUUUACUUUAUUUAAAUUUAUUAAAACAUUGGGUACAUCUGAUUUCUGUCUGAUAUAUUUGACAUUGUGGGCAAUCCUCCGAAGUCGAAGUCCGGUCCCAAAUUAUUUCCAAUGAUUAAUCCUUACUUAAAAGUCUUGGGCAUCAUUCUGUUUUGAAACUCAUGUUUGCGUUAGUGGACGAUGUUAGAUGGAGGUUGUUGGCCGUCCAGAUGCGCAUUAUCACUAAUCAUGUGUUACCAGGAACAACUACCGUCACGGACGCUUGGCGAGGAUAUCAAAAUGUCGGUCAGCUCAACAACGGGAUUUAUGCUCACGCUGUCAUUGUGCACGAGCGUGAAUUUGUUGAUCCAGUAGACCAGGAGAUUCACACUAUUGAAGGACUUUGGAUGCAAGCAAAACGUAAACUCCGCUAUCAGAGUGGUAGGCCCGCUAGUCGCGAUCGGUUUGCCAGCUACUUGGGGGCCUUUCAGUGGCGCAUCAGUCACCAGCAGAACGUUUUCGGCUGGUAUUAGCAAAUGCUAUGUGCCAAUGACAACAUUUAGUAUUUACUGACUGGUUUGUAAAGUUACAGUUAUUUACAAAAGCUAUGACUGACAUAUCUGCUGUUUUCUAACAAUACACACUGUGCAUUGCAGUUUUUUUCAUACAAAAUAAUUUGGGACCGGACUUCGGAGGAUUGCCGAUAUUGUGUGAAUUAAUGACACAACUAAAACUACCCAAAAAAUAUUAUAUAAUUAACCAAAUGAGCAUUACGAUAAUUAAUAAUACCUUUUUAAAAACUCCUAUUUUUACAGAACACUUUGCGCUCCAUGUUUAUUUCUGAAAAACCAUGGUGAAGAAUGAUUCAAAAUUUCAUGGUCCUGGUUUUUAAUUUUAAAUGUUCUUGUUUGGAUUUGAAAAAAAAAAUGGUCACCUUAUAUUAAUCAUUAAUGUCUAAUGUUGACAUCUAAUAAGACUAAGAGUCAAGAGUAAGAGGCUAUACUAAUCAAUAACUGACGUCAUAUGUUGGGGGGAAGGGGGGGGGCAUAUUCUUGUAAUGAUAUGUGACAAGGGGUGGGGGAGUUAAGCAGUGUUUCAUCACAUUAAAAGUGGAAGAUUCUUGAUAAGAUUUGCACUUAAUUACACACAGAGAUUUUAACAUUAUUCUUUUAUACAACAAUUAUAAUGAUUUUAUUUUAAAUUACGAUCACUGAGAGAAUCAUUUAAGGUAAGCAAGGUCUGAGAAAUGGCAUCUGAUCAAGUCACAGGAUGCCAUGGAGGAGGAAAAUUGGAGUGUAGCGACUUAGCCAGUCAUGAGAAAUUAUGUCGAAAGAUGGUGACGGAAUUUAUAGAAUUAGGGCUACCACAUGAAGUGAGAUGGAACAACAACAAAAAGUGAUUGACGUGGGGGGGGGGGGUGUUAAGAGAGGUUUGGAUGUUAAAAAUGAUCUAGGACAGGGAUUCUUAAACUUUUUGCAGUGCUGCAUCUCCUCCAAAUUUCAAACAAUUUCCCCAAUCCCUCUACCCCCAAAUAAAUUGUAAUAAAAUUUUAAAAAUGAAAAUAAUUUAGUGAUUGCAGUACUAGAAGCAAGAAAAAAAACUACCAACACAAGUAAUGCACACAAAAAAAUUCACCAGGAUCAAAAUGCAUGACAACUUAUUUUAUUUUUAAAGGCAGGAGGAAAGGAGCAACUAGCAAUGGCAGCAAAUGAAAUAUAUUUUCUGGGUCUACCACACCACAUUUCACCCUUGGUUAAGAACCACUGUUCUAGGGAAAAGUUUCUGACACAGAUGUAGUAAUUUGAUAGUAAUUGGGAGAGGGGGUGUUGUAAAGGACCGUAGUGGACAGAGAUGUUUUUUUUAAAGGGGGUGGGGGGCGUUUAUGGAUGACACCUUAGAUAAGAGGCUAAGCCUCAGCAUGAUGAUCCAGUUUGAUCUCACACCUAUUUCUGAUUGAGUCUAAUAAUUCAUAUUCAAUUCAGGGUUUUUGGCAAUGUAAUGACGAGCCUCAGCGAAUAUUCAUGAUCUUCUUAUCACUCACUGGCUCUCAGUCAGUGGCCCAGGGACAGGAAUCAGAAAAUAUCAUUUUCAUUCAAAAUUGUAAUUUUUGCAUUUUCAAAUUUUUGAAAUUAUUGUAUUUAAUGUCAGCUUUGACUUUGAGCUUAUAAAGAAAAUCUCAUAUAAACUAAUUGAGUGAAAACAAAAACAAAUGUCUGAAAAUAUAUAAUACAUUGACUACUUCUUCUGUAUAUGAUCUUGAUCAGCAGGUGCUAAUAGUCGACAGUCAAGUUUGAGGACAAUAAAAUAUCUUUUGUUCCAGCUUUUAACCAACUGUGUUCUCUUUUUAAAAAAAUGACAGCAAUAAAAUUUUGACCCAUCAAAUCUCAUUAAAGCAUCAAAAUCUGUCAAACUUAAUGUGCAUUUUUUAAAAUGAAUAUUCUUUGACCCUGAUAUAGGUUUUUUUUUUUAUUAUCACUUAUUUUUUGUUAAAUUUUUAAAAUCUAAAUCACAAAACAGGGAUAUUUGUUAAUAAGAAAAGAUUCUUUGCAUGUAGUUAAAUAAUAAUUAAUCAUUUUUCCCCUUGCAUUUUCAGGCUUUGAAUAAUGGAAAAUAGAGGAGACUAGAGGGACUCAAACCAAAUUUUCAUAAUGAUUAAUAUGGACAAUGUCAUGGACAUGGUUUCUCCACCGGUGGAAACAAAUAAUAAUAAUGCCAAGCAUUCUCUCAAAUUGCCCAUUUUUGGCAGAGUGCAAUUUGUAAGAGACAGAGAGGGUCAGAUGUGUGCCGCUAUUGUACUUGCCUACUGGACAUAUGGUACAUUUAUUCCAUUAUUUAUCAUUCUCAUCCCUCGUUAUGAAGACGGUCUCAUCUCACUGCCAGUUUUUUUGGGUAGGUUUUGCAUUUUAUAACAUACAAUUUGGAAAGCAAUAAUUUUUAAUUUAUUAUAAUAUUAUUGAAAAACACUUUGUAUGGUGAUCAGAAAUGUUUCAUUAGAAAGCCAUGGUGUUUGAUGAUUAAAAAGCAUUUAAGGAAACAACAAGAAAAGCCGAUGGAAUAGCUCAAAACCAUGGCAGAAAAUCUUGUUAAAACCUCAAGUGUUACCAGCACUGGGAUAAAGGAUAGUUUAAUUAUUUAAAAAAUAAGAUACUAUAAUUUUUUUUUGUAUCAUGUACAGUUUAGGAAAAAGUUAAUAUGAAUCCUUUAAUUUGAAAAUGAUUACAAAUAAUUUUUAAAAUCUGACGUCACCCCCUCCGCCAGGUUUCCUCACAGUAUCAGUCCUUUGUCUACUUUCAUUUUUCCGGUCAUCAUUAACAAAUCCUGGAAGGAUCCCAGAGUUUUCAGCAGCAGAAGAUAAAGGUAAACAAAAUUUGCACAAAUGACAGUGAAGAAGGUUAUCAUCACUUCAAAUGUCUUAAGUUAGCAGAAUUGCUAAUGAGCUAAUUAAGCAAAGUACAAAAGGUAUCCAAAGAAAUAAAUUCUAAUCAUUUAAUUUUUUUAAUAAAAGAUUCUAAUUGGAGCAAGUGUCGUGUGUGUAAUCAAAUGCGCCCCCCUAGAGCGCAUCACUGUCGAAGGUGCGGUCAGUGUGUUAUGAAAAUGGAUCAUCACUGUCCUUGGUAAGAGAAAUUAUUUGGCAAUAUCUGUGAAUGUCUUUAAGCAUUAAUAAAUUCAAUUGUGAUAAUUUAUUUUAGAAAUGUGUAUCUGAUUAAGAAAAUAUAUAUUAGCCCAUAUUUAAAGAUCGGUGAACAACAUAAAUUAAAAUAUUUAUUUUAAAAUAUACACGAUUCAAAGAAUUAACUUGCAAGAAGAGAUGUUUACAUCAAGCAGCUGGUAAAAUGAGGAGUGACCACAUUCAGAACCAAGAAAUAAGACAAAUGGUUGGGCCACCUGGUCUUGCCUGUCAUGGAACCUGCAUUGCAAGCCUACAGUAUCAGACACUAAUGUGUUUAGGCCCAGAGGAAGACCAAGCUGAUGGAUUGACUGUUAAUGACACCCUCAAAAUCCACAACAUGUAUCUUGAGCAGGCCUUACACCUUGCAGCAGAUUAUCAACUUUACUUCUCAAUGUUGCCUCACUGGUAGCAAAGGGUCAACUUUACCUCCCAGAAAUGCCUCAGUGGUAAAAGCAGUCAAAAGAAGAUGAAGGAAGGGCUAAUAAAAUAAUGUUCCUUAAUGUACAGAUGGAAGAAAUAAUUAGUUUAAACUCCACUCAUUAAUAAAUUUGUAUAAAUAAUUUGUUUAACAUCUGCUUGUUAAUAUCAUUUUAUAAAUAAUUGCUUACUGAUAUAAUUUUAUUGAAGAAAUAACCCCAACAAGUACCAGUAAUUCUGUCAUUGCAAUUACAGUAAACCUGGAAAGUUCAAUGCUUAGGGUUAAAAACUAACACACUUUGUUGUGCGGUAAAUUAAUAAUUACUUGCAUGAAGAGUAGAACAUAGGAGAAGGAGAUGUGACUCUUAAUCAUCUUCAUCAUUUAUUCUAUGAAAGAUGAUCUACUCUAUUACUCUGUUGAUUUCAUGGGUUAUGAGUGGUAUUUUAAAAAUUGAUCCACAAAAAUUUUCUGAUCACUUACACUGUCAUCUUUGUUUUUAGGACGCUAAAGAGAUUUUGAGGGGAAAAAAAACUACUGAGAAAUUGUCAAUAAAGAUAAAAAGAAAAAAUAUUCUCAUUUCAUUUAUAAAGAUAAUAUCAAGCAAACCUACUUUAGAGAAAAGCAAGUUAACAUUUUGUAAGUGUUAAAUGUUUACUAAUCUGAUAUAAAAUGAAAAUGAACUUAAUCUUUAAUCUGAUAUUUCAAGAAAAUGAAAUUGAUCUUUAAUCUGAUAUAUCAAGAAAAUUAACUUGAUCUUCCCCAGGAUAAACAACUGUGUAGGUGAAAACAACCAUUUUGCUUUCAUGCAACUCUUGUUUUAUGCGUUUCUGCUCGGCCUGUACACAUUUGUUCUCGUUAUGCUACAUUUUUGGGUAUUUCCAAAAUGUGUUGCCUGCAACAGGGUGAGUGUUAAGUAGAGUGUCCAUUACCAGAAAAAUUGAAAUGUCGUUUGCAAUAUCCCUGUUCUAAUCUCUCAUAAAAUACAUUAAGUUUGUCAUAAGCUGCAUAUCUGCAUUUUAGAAAUGUUAACAUUUUUUUUGUCAUUUAUAAAAGUCAUUAGCAAUAUCCCUGUCUAUUCUGUCAUAAAAUACAUUCAGUUUUUCAUAAGCUAAUGCAUACCUGAAUUUUCGAUAUGUUACCUUUUUUUGCCAUUUAUAAAUAAUAUAAAGACUUUGACUAGACUUCUCAGUCAUAUUGCCCAGCUGUAAUUCUGUAUCAAUGGUUGCUGUCGAAGCGUCUAGUUAUUAUUUGAAAUUUGAGCCACUAAAAAAUGUACAAUCUCUUUGAUAUUUUUAUUUAGGAGGCCUUUUAUAUAAAACACAGUAUCUGGUUCAUGUACCUGGCAUUUCUGCUGUCUGUCAACAUGAUGGGGAUGAUGGGUGUUCAGUUCUGCCAACAGCACAUAAAUCUCAUCAGUGUAAGUGUUCAUAUCAAUCUCAUGUGUGUAAGUAAUCAUGUCAAUCUCAUUCGUGUAGGUAAUCAUAUCAAUCUAAUUUGAGUAUGUUAUCAUGUUAAUCUCAUGCGUGUCAGUUAUCAUGUCAAUCUCAUGCCUGUCAGUAAUCAUGUCAAUCUCAUGUUUGUAAGUAAUCAUGUCAAUCUCAUGCGUGUCAGUUAUCAUGUCAAUCUCAUGCGUGUCAGUUAUCAUGUUAAUCUCAUGCGUGUCAGUUAUUAUGUCAAUCUCACACAUUUAAUAGUAAAAGUAUUCAUCUAAAAGUUUUUUUAUAUUCAAAUGCUUAUAAAAAAUAAUAAUUCUCUUGGUAUGUAUGUAUGGCUGUAACAGUUUUUCAAUGGGCGCACAAAAUUGAAUUCCUAAAAUCAGGCCUGUUCUUAGGUAUACGCUGACUAUGCAUCUGCGUAGGGCCCCGAACGUGAGGCGCCCUCGAUCCCUCAUUUUUUAACUGGCACUGCAGCCGUCUGUGUCACUCAGGUUACCUUCCUCAUCCUGAAAUGUAUCAUUCUGAGUUGAAUUAGGAGGCAGGGGAAGGGAAGCAGCAGGGGGAAGCUUUGGGGGUGGCAGACAGGAAAUCGGGGGCUUGGCCGUGGGAAUGGGAAAGAGGAAACAUUGAUGAAGGCAGAAUGGAGGUGCCGCAGUGGUGGGUGGUGUUUUCUCCUCAGCUCGAGGGAGCUAGGGAGCCCCCCCCCCGGACCCCCCCCCCCCCUUCCGGCCCCCAAUCUACACUCCAUGCUUAGGGCCCCCAAACUCCUAAGAACGGCUCUACUAAAAUAUUUAGCACUAUUUUGGAUGGGUGCGCAGAAUAAAAUUGUCAUAAGUUAGCACUAAUUGGUAUUCUUAUAAAGUGCAUUACUUGAGUGCAUGUUUUGUCAAGUAACUUAGUAUUUCUAGUUUUAUAAUUGUGAACUGUAGCAGUCAUGGUUUUAUACAAUUUGUUUUUUAAGAUGGUUAAAAUAACUAUAAAGUAUAUAAGUAUUUAUCUAUUGGAUAGAUUAAAAGACUUCUAGAGGACAGUAAUGCCAUAGUUGAUGUCACUCCACAAUCUACAAUAAUUGUACCAUCUGAAAGCCCCAGAGCAUGAUGUUUGUACCUUUAUGAGUUUGUAUCCCAUUUUCUCUUCCUCUCCUCUCAGAAUAAAACCACACUGGAGAAAAUGAUCAAUCAUGGAGGUCCAAAAAAGUAAGUUUGCCCAAGAAUCUGAAACGCCCUUCUUAACGCUCUCAGAAACAGCCAGACACUGCAGUCUGAAAAACUGAGUUGAAAACACAUCUUUUUCGCACUCACCUGCUAGGGUGAUGUAGUCCACCUCCUUGUUUCCAGCUUGCUCAUAUAUACUCGUUGUGUAUUGAUUUGUAUUGUAUGUAGAUUUUGUAUUGUUGUGUUUUGAAUUUUAUUGUGGAAAAAAUAUAUUGUUAUGUAUGUUAACUUUGUACCGCGCUUCGAGCCUUAAAUAGGGAUGGUGAGUGUUUUUCAAAUGUACUUUAUUAUGAUAAUGUUACGUCUAGUUCUAGUCACCCCGUUUUAUUUUUAAAAGAGAAAAAAAAAGGGGUGGGGGGAGAGAAAGACAGAUUGAAGUUACCAAAACAUCUGCAAUUAAUAAUUAGUGUUCUAUGAAAUAAUCCCUAUUAAUAAUUGGAGGCAUAAAAGAUUUUUUGACAUGAAAGAAACAUGCACACUUGCAUCAAGCUUGAUUACGUUAACAAUAGUAGCUUAUUUUAUUGACAUAAAAUAUUUCAAAUAUAGAUAUUUAUUAAGCUGUAAUUUACGAGAGCAAAAUUUAUAGUUUUUUUAAAUUGUAAAAUUAAUGAUUACCUUUACCUGGAUUUAAAGCUGAUCCCAAAUGAUGAUUAUAGUAUGUGAUGAUAAUAUCAUAUUAUUAAUUAUUAUUAUAGUGAUGAUAACCUCAUGUUAUUAUAGUGAUGAUAACAUCAUGUUAUUAUAGUGAUGAUAACCUCAUGUUAUAAUAGUGAUGAUAACAUCAAGAUAUUAUAGAUACAGCGAUGGUAACGUUAUUAUAGUGAUGAUAAUAUCAUGCUAUUCUUUCCUUUUGACAGCAUACAAGGGAAAUGUUACAACUCUUACAGACAAAUAUGUGGCCAGGGACACCCAAUCUUCUGGUUAUGCCCCAUUGGAAGGAGAAGGCCACUAACUGCACAGUUUCAGUAUCCAGUAUGAGAGGAACUUUUCACAUACAAACUUUAUUUCAAUGUCAAAUUACUGCUUUAUUUUAUCUAGAUAAAAUGGUUAUUGCUUGCAAGUAUGGGGCAACAAUCGGUAAAACUGUACAAAAUUAUAUUUUUAGUGGCUUUAUUUUUUUUAUAAAUUUGUAUUGUUUUUAUUUAUACCUAUUUAUUAUAUAAAUAUGUAUUUAAAUAUACAUUUUAAUGAUUUAUUAGACCGUAAAAGAUCCACUAUAUUUUCUCAAUGUUGUUUUCAUACAUAGUUUAUGCUAAAUAAUAGAGCUGUUAAUAAAAAAGUUUUAUUUUCUAAUCACGCUUAGUGGCAGUGACAGCUCAAAUUUAGUGGCAGUAAAAAAUAAAUGUUUUAAAUUUUAUUUUGAGAUGAUUUACAAUUUUGGUUUGCUUAUAUUCUUAUUUGAAAAAUGUGUGGUCUAUUUCUUCCAUUUUGAUACAAUUUAUUGUUGAAACUUUAUUUAUUAAAUGAAACAGUUUAUUGUUGAAACUUUUAAAUUAAAUUUUAUUGCUAAACAUUAUUUUUGAAACUUAAUUAAAUUAAUCAAAUUAUUUUUGCAACUUCAUUUAUUAAAUGACACAACUUAUUGUUGAAACAUUUUUUAUUAAAUGAAACGAUUUUGUAGAUUUUAACAAAUCUUUGCGUAGUUUCUUAAGUUUUAGGAGGGAUGUAGUUUGUAGUUUUACAGCAUAUCAUGGUUGGUGGGACCUGCUAUCGGUGAGCUACUCUGCUAAUUCUUGUACAGAAGCUUCCUCUACUUCAACAGAAACUUCUUUUACUGGAAUACUAGGAUAAGUCAAAUUUGCAGGGUAAUUGAAAUCCUUUGAUGUCAAUGAAAUAAUUGCAGCUUGUUAUUGAAUCAUAAGGACAUGGUUUUUGUUACCAUUUUAUUUGUGAUAUAUUUGAAUGUACUUGAAUAAUUAAGUGACUAAUUUUACAUACAAUCUUAUGUUAUUUAUCAUUUUUUACAAGUUCAGUAGUGAAUGUUAGGUAUCAAUAGUGUGUUUUUCUCUUUUUUUUUUUUGGGCGAGGGGGCUCAAGACUAUUAAAAAAAGAAUGAGAAAAAAGCAAAACAAUAUUAUUGAAUGAUAAUGAUAAGCAAGCUUGGGCGUACCAAAUAAUUUCAUUUUUGAUUCUAUAUUCAAGUUUGAGAGGCCGCACGCAUUAAUAAAGAUUCCAUAUUUAUUUUACUUUUGGGCUUUAACGAGUGUUUUUUAAUUUUUAAAACAAAAAUUGGGUAUUUGAGUUUUAACGAGUCUCCUUCCUAAUUUAUAAUUAUAAUUUUUGAAAUCUGUGCUUCUUGAAAUUAAACAAUUUCUUUUACACUGUAAAAGUCAAUGUUGUCACUGGUAGCUAUUGCAUUUUAUUAUGUGAUUGUUGUAUUUGUAUGUUCAUUUGACAUCUUAUCUAAUUAUAUGUUUAUGUUACAUCUUAUCUUAUUAUAUGUUCAUAUCACAUCUCAUCUGAUUGUAAGUUCAUAUUACAUCUUAUCUAAUUGUAUGUUCAUGUUACAUCUUAUCUUAUUAUAUGUUUAUAUCACAUCUCAUCUUAUUGUAUGUUUAUGUUACAUCUCAUCUGAUUGUAUGUUCAUAUAACAUCUUAUCUGAUUGUAUGUUCAUAAAAUUUAAAUAAUGAGUUUCAUUUGUUUGUCAUAACUGGCAUAAUCCCAUUUCAUUAUUUCCUGACUCAACGCAUUCAGUGGAAAUAAACUUGAAAUAAAUGGGUGAGUCAAAGCUCUUUCAAUGGGUAGGUGAGUCAAAGCUCUUUCAAUGGGUAGGUGAGUCAAAGCUCUUUGCCCUCUUACAUCAAAUCAAUGCUUUGCGAUGGGUCAGUCACAUAAUAUUUGGUAUACCUAAGUUAAAAGAGAUUUAUGGGCAUUUCAGGUAAAAAUGGACAUAACAUAAAGAUAAUCUGGUAUCAUAAUUUCCAUGGCCAGUGGUCGUCCUCGAAACAGCCAAUUUUUAAAAAAAAAACUUGCUGGUGUCCCUGUUCUUUAAUAAGAUGGUGUUAUUGGGAUAAAAAAAGUUGAAAAGCAUUAUUGUCAAGUAUUGGCAAAUGUCUCAAUGUCAGUGGUUAAUUUUAAAUUCAUCUUAAUGCUG